Messenger RNA from Arachis duranensis, 1437 nucleotides. RefSeq lists its product as uncharacterized. The record is from RefSeq and is a predicted model, not a curated record. NCBI's taxonomy places the organism in Eukaryota, Viridiplantae, Streptophyta, Magnoliopsida, Fabales, Fabaceae. The transcript has 2 exons. The coding region runs from base 1 to 1437 and encodes 478 amino acids.
AUGGCAACACAGAAACCACUAGAGGCAGUCGCGGUUUCUGUUGAAGUUGGCUUGGGCAUAGCCGUUACUGCAUCCGAUGAAGACCUGCAGGUCUUGUUUCACUGCAGGCGGAGUUUUUCGGAGGUUAUAAUACCCGAGCUGCUUGCGAAGUUAGAAGAUGGUGUCGACAGCUCCGGGGCAUCGGCGCCGAAUUCUCAUUCGACGACGGUGGGUGGUGCCUCAACAUCGAUGCCUGUGGUAGCAGCGGCAGUUCUGAUUCCUGAUCCUCAACAUGUUGCGGCUGUUCAUGUUGGUGUGCCUCCUGGUGAUCCUGAUUUUGAAUUUGAGGCUGGAGUGGAUCGAAUUGAGAAUGCAAUGCGAGACGAUGAUUCGGAUGACAUGCCGGUUACAAUUGGUGGGGACAAUUAUGAUGAUAUUCCGAGCGGUACACCUACACCACAUGGAGGUUCCGGUUCGGGCACACAACAGUAUCCUUCGCACCUGUCAUCGUUGAACUUGGAAGCCGUCGGCCAACACAAGAAUGUAGAGGCAACCUUCGGGGGCCAGGGUAUGCAUGAUGUGAAUGCUUUGACGAAAUUUCAGAUUGGCCAGUCGUUCCAGAGUAAGGAGAAAACUGUGUUGAGGGUAAAAUAUUACAGCAUUCGGCGUGGAGUUGAGUACAGAGUUAAGGAGUUAGACAAUCUGAAAUACCAAGGGAGAUGUAAGGAGUUUGGUAACGGGUGCACGUGGUUAAUUCGUAUCACGCUGCAAGAACGGAAGAGCACUUUGGAAGUUGGGAGGUACAACAUGCCACACACGUGUAUGGCCACAUCGAUAUCAAGCGACUACAAACAGCUUGAUUAUCAUGUCAUAUGUGCGAGGAUCUUUUCGUUGGUUAGAGCUGAUGCGUCCAUGACGAUUAAGGUGCUGCAAGAGGCAAUGGAGGCAACAUAUGAUUUCAGGCCUAGUUAUAGGAAGGUGUGGUUGGCGAAGCAGAAGGCAGUAGCACAAAUCUAUGGAGACUGGGAGGAGUCCUAUGGUGAUCUGCCCCGCUGGAUCCUUGUGGUCACAUCCACCAUGGACAGUUCCGUUGCUCUGCUGAAGACCUCCCCGGUUAGAGUGGGUGAUCAGGUUGAUGAAUCUAGAGUCUACUUUCAUCGUAUGUUCUGGACAUUUCCUCCAUAUAUUGAGCCAUUUCGACACUGUAAGCCGCUUGUCAGCAUCGACGGCACACACCUGAAACCAAGCUGGUCGGCCAGCCUCCAUGAAUUUCUCAAACUCACCAAGGCAAACCACUCAUGGCCUCCCCAUCGACAGGCAAUCCAAGCUGUAAUGCCACAUCUUGCAAUGUCACUGUGCACUCUCCAAAAGACAUAUGAAAGGUGUGCGUCUCAGGGCGCCACCUCUCAAUAUAGCAUUGACCAAGGGCUCAUCCAACCAGAACCAGUGGCUGUUUAA